Molecule: messenger RNA, 1906 nt
Organism: Sabethes cyaneus
Lineage: Eukaryota; Metazoa; Arthropoda; Insecta; Diptera; Culicidae
Product: FAST kinase domain-containing protein 4
Exons: 6
Coding region: 152-1867 (571 amino acids)
Biological process (GO): regulation of mitochondrial mRNA stability; mitochondrial RNA processing
Cellular component (GO): mitochondrial matrix; ribonucleoprotein granule
Molecular function (GO): RNA binding
Source: RefSeq, a predicted model, not a curated record
UUUGAUCACACAAAAUGUAAGGCAUGUCAAGUAAUGGAAGUACUGUAUUUUUUUAAUAGUUUAGCAGGAUUUGAUGUAUUGCCGUAAUUGCUUUGCCUAAUACUUAAAAGAAGAUCUCCCAUUGUACUAGUACUAUCUGUAUAUCAUCAACAUGUUAAGCUUGUACAGAUUCAGUCGAAGCAUUGGUUUUCGCAUAUUAAAGCGAAACUUUAGUGCUCCUGUAGCUCCUUUUGCUUCUCACGUAACACCGGACGAAGGCAAACCCGAAAACGACAAAAAGUCUGAGACCGGCUUGCGGGAAACCCAACAGACGAGGUCAUUGGGCAAUCAUCACGUAGCUAAAAAUCCUAUAGUCGCUGCUGCUUUUGCCUCAUUGUUGCAUGAAAAUCGAUCAGCCGAUAAGACCAGAUCGGGGAUUUUGAAUGGAAUUGAGGAGAAAAUCUUCAAAGCUAGUACAGUGAAUGAUCUUCUGGCAAUUCCAAGCGAAGCAAAAAUAUCUCGCAAACAAGCUUUAAAGAUUGUUUCGAUAUUGGCAGAAUGGAGCUCUAUAAAAAAGGUGAAAUUGUCAGAAUUUGAAAAUGAUCCUCGAUUCAUUCAAUUAUGCAGCGUACUAGGAAGGACCAAUAAUCGAAACAACAACCCUUCAAACAAGCUGUCGCUUCCGGCUAGUCGAGCGACCGGAUCCGCUUUGCAUGUCGACGAUCUGCAAACGGUUUUGGGCGUUACUGCGAACGAUGAGGCAGCCAAGCUCAUUGCAGGUUUGACAAUGUCACAAAUGAUAAAGGUUAUGACUUCUUUGGCACAAAAAAAGAAAAGGAGUACACCUUUGCUUCGAUCACUCGCGUUCAAUAUUAGUAGCUCUCCCAGUCAUAUUAAUUUGAAAGAGUGUGGUGAUUUGCUGUACGCCAUGGCUAGCUUAAAUUUUCGCGACCCGGUAUUGGCUGCUAAAAUUUGUACUGACGUCGAAGGUGGUUUAGUAGAAAACAAAGACAAGCCUGGAUCCGUGGGUUCUAUUUUAACCAGUUUAAGUCUACUGCGGUAUAGAGAUACGGCAACAUUGGAUGUGCUUUCGGAUUGGAUUGUUUCAAACAGUGAUGUUUGUAAACCCACCCACGUGGGCACAUUCUUGUUGUCUCUGGCAACAUUGAAUUAUGAACCAAACAACAUGGAAAAUAUUAGGGAAAAAUUAAUCAAUCAACUAAUGGAAAGCGAUUUCAUCAAAUCGGUCGACUGGCUGAAUACGGUCUGGUCGCUGGGAGUGCUGAAUUGCGUUUCACAACAGCAGUUGGCUUCUGUGCUAAAUGAGAGUUUCAUAUCUGGUUUGGAAAAGGAAAGGGGUGGCGAGCUAACCCCGGCUAUCAAAAUGAAGCUUCUGAACCUCAACGCUAUUGCUUGCAAUAUUGCGAAAAGUGAUUCAGCUGUUAGCAUAUUGGAUCCGAAUGACCCUAAGCUGUUUGUUCCCAUAGAGUAUUCGAAGAGCAAACGUGUGCUUGUUGCCGGUAUGUUGGAUGCACUUAAAAGUCUUGUUCCAUCGGAAAACCAUGUCCGUAUUAAUCAAAGAACAACGAUGGGAUUUGCUGUUGACGCAGAAUGUGUGUUGGAUUCGAAAUGCUUACCGCUGGCGGUUGACAGAGAACAUGCGGAUGCAAAACGGAUUGCUUUACUUGUGCAUGAUUACCACGACAUGUGCCAGGGGCCGCACCCGUCCUUAAAUGGGGUUCAAAUUCUUGCUUGUCGAUUACUGGAGAAAAGCGGCUACACGGUGCUGUCAAUUCCUUACAACGAGUUCAAUACCAGUGACAAACUACUAAAACGAGUAGAGUAUCUCCAGAAACGGUUCAAAUCCCUCGUUAGUCAGAGAGCUUAGUUGAUUCUUUUACCAAAAUAUAGAAAUUCUAAUACACGU